Harpegnathos saltator (Jerdon's jumping ant) is the source of this 765-nucleotide messenger RNA. RefSeq names its product anaphase-promoting complex subunit 15. The coding region runs from base 157 to 576 and encodes 139 amino acids. Gene Ontology annotation, biological process: regulation of mitotic cell cycle spindle assembly checkpoint. The transcript is spliced from 3 exons. Gene Ontology annotation, cellular component: anaphase-promoting complex. The record is from RefSeq and is a predicted model, not a curated record. Lineage: Eukaryota; Metazoa; Arthropoda; Insecta; Hymenoptera; Formicidae.
CUCAAACUCGAGCAUUCGUCUAUCUCACUCGAGUGAGCACAUGGUGCGCGCGCAUCACUCACUCAGCUGUUAAGCUUCCAAGUGUCAAGACAACGCGGAUCUCAAGACUGUGACAGUGUCGAGUUUGUCCCACACACGUUUACGUUACCACUUGUUAUGGCAAUUAGGCCGUUGUGGCCCGAUUUACGACCACGAGCGACGGACCCGUUGUGGUUUAACGCGGAUCGACCGUGCGACGACGAGAGCGAAGUCGCCGCGCUCGAGGCGGAACAUCAAGCGUGGGUAAGUGCAGACUUUGUCCAGGUGCAGGGCUGCGACAACAUUCCGAUCGGGAAAACAGUGAGCGACUUUAGAGGAUCAGAGGAGGACGAAGAGGAGGAAGAAGAGGAAGAGGGCGAAGGCGAGGAAGAGGACGAGUCAGACACCCACGAGGAGGAAGAAGAGGAGCUUGACGAGAUCGACAUGGAAGUGAGUUACACCUCUCAUCAUCCGCAGAGAUCCAGCCCGACGGAUCUGGUGAGCCCACCCGUGUCCAUCAGGAUGGUCAAUGCGACGAAUAUAACUCGUUACCCAUAGCUACGCUUUACGUUUGUACAGUUGACAACUAAAUAAACCUCCAUGUGCCUGUAGAAAUAUCUUUAAUCGCAAGUCUCAUAUAUCAACAAAUCUCGAUGUCUUUGUCACAAUACUUUUUAGGCUCUUAUCUCUAGCAUCUACAUUGGUAAAGUAAUUUAUUUAAUAAAGUUAUUGUUAUUAUUUAUGUCA